Arabidopsis lyrata subsp. lyrata is the source of this 737-nucleotide messenger RNA. RefSeq lists its product as uncharacterized. Bases 58 to 444 code for a protein of 128 amino acids. The transcript has a single exon. NCBI's taxonomy places the organism in Eukaryota, Viridiplantae, Streptophyta, Magnoliopsida, Brassicales, Brassicaceae. The record is from RefSeq and is a predicted model, not a curated record.
AAUAUUUCUGUCCAACUUUGAAACUCACUAGACCUUUUUAAUUCUAUUUCUCGCAAAAUGGUGGAUCAUCAUGGUGGGUACAACCGCGAUGAGAAGAACCAAUAUGGUUUUCCUCAUCAUAAUCUUAGAGCUGACCGUGUAGUUGCUCGGGUAGAGAAGUCGGUCAAUUUGGUUAUCGGUCAUAGACAAACACAAAGGCUGGCCGGUUCAACGGAGCAUGAACGUAAUCAAAUGGAUUAUAAAGGUACCUCAAGCAAUGAAGGUAAAACGAAGGGUAAGUACACGACUAAGAAGAUCCCAAAAUGGAAGCAUAAUGAUUCAGGGAACAAGAUAGGUCAAAAGGAGAACAAUGAACCACCAACUAUGAUCGUCGCUGGUGGAUGGGUCAGGCCAAAUCGAGCCAUGUGGGCUUCACCUCCAAACAAGCCACACAACAAUAAUUAAUUAUUAUCUGAGAGAAGCUGGUGGGAACAUAUCUGUGAACUCAAAUUACAGGUUCAAGUUGGCGAGUAGACAAACGUUGAGCAAGAACAAGGCCGGUGGUCUUUUGAAACAUCCAUUGAAACUCAGCCAUGGAGGGUGUGGUGGCAUAUAUUUAUGUGUCUAGAUGGGUGAAGUUAAUAAGUUUAUUAUGCGUAAUACUGUACCAUGGAAGUUGAUAUGUUAUAUACUGUAUAUUACGAGCGUAUGUAAUAUAUAGAAUUCAAUAAAACCUAUCUAUAUUUGCAUUUUUCUAA